AUGGCGAGAGUUCUAGUCUCGUCUCCAUCUUCGUUCUUCGGUUCGCCUUUUAUUAAACCGUCUUCGUCUUCUCGUCACGGCGGUAACGGAGGAAGCGUUCAAUUCCUUCCAUACCGGAGUAGUAAUAAGCUCUCCACUACCGUACGAUUCAGCUUGAACGAGAUUCCUCCUUUCCAUGGCUUGGACUCAUCGGUUGACAUCGGAGCGAUUCUCACCAGAGCGGAGUCUAUGCUUUAUACCAUAGCCGACGCCGCCGUCGUUGGCGCUGAUUCAGCUGCCGUAUCAACUGAUUCCGCCGUGCAGAAGAGUGGUGGUUGGUUCGGUUUCAUCUCCGAUGGUAUGGAAUUGGUGCUUAAGAUUUUGAAGGAUGGACUCUCGGCUGUUCAUGUGCCGUACGCUUAUGGAUUUGCGAUUAUCUUGCUUACGAUUAUCGUCAAAGCAGCGACUUACCCUUUGACAAAGCAACAAGUUGAAUCGACCAUGGCGAUGCAAAAUCUUCAACCGAAAAUUAAAGCCAUUCAACAACGUUACGCAGGCAAUCAGGAGAGAAUACAACUAGAGACGUCACGUUUGUAUAAACAAGCUGGUGUAAAUCCAUUAGCAGGUUGCUUACCAACUUUAGCCACCAUACCUGUUUGGAUUGGUUUAUACCAAGCUCUCUCCAACGUCGCCAACGAGGGACUCUUUACAGAAGGAUUCUUUUGGAUUCCCUCUCUUGGUGGACCAACAAGUAUAGCUGCUCGGCAAAGUGGCUCCGGCAUAUCUUGGCUAUUCCCUUUUGUGGACGGUCAUCCACCAUUGGGAUGGUACGACACCGCCGCGUAUCUUGUUUUACCUGUUCUCCUUAUCGUCUCUCAGUAUGUGUCAAUGGAGAUUAUGAAGCCUCCUCAAACUGAUGAUCCUGCACAGAAGAACACACUCCUUGUUUUCAAGUUUCUUCCACUCAUGAUUGGUUACUUUGCAUUGUCCGUCCCUUCCGGAUUAUCUAUCUACUGGUUCACAAAUAAUGUACUUAGCACUGCGCAACAAGUAUGGCUGCGAAAACUCGGCGGCGCGGCGCCUGCAGUCAACGAAAACGCGAGCGGAAUCAUAAGUGCGGGAAGGGCAAAGCGAUCUAUUGCUCAGCCUGACGAUGCCGGCGAAAGAUUUAGACAAUUGAAAGACCAAGAGAAGCGGAGCAAGAAGAACAAAGCGGUUGCGAAAGAUUCUGCUGAACCGCUAGAGUCUGAAUCAGAAGAAGGGUCAGAUGAUGAUGAUGAGGAAGAAGAGGUUCGUGAAGGAGCGUUAGCUUCAAGCACAAGCAAGCCACUUCCUGAUGUUGGCCAACGAAGAAGCAAAAGAUCGAAGAGGAAACGCACUGUAUAG
Microthlaspi erraticum is the source of this 1365-nucleotide messenger RNA. The record is from the annotation of a GenBank genome assembly. NCBI's taxonomy places the organism in Eukaryota, Viridiplantae, Streptophyta, Magnoliopsida, Brassicales, Brassicaceae.